AUGGCAGGAGUUGUCCAACAGAAGCCUAUAGAGAAGGAGUACGAGAAAAAUCCAGAUAUAUCGCCCGAGGAUAUUAAGAAACUUAGAGAGUGGCUGAAGACACAGCCCCACUUGCCUGGAGAUAAAUUCACAGAUCUGGAUCUAUUUAUUAUAUUCCAUUGCUGCGAGAAAAGCCAGGAGGUUUCGAAGCAAGUGUUAGAUCUACACUACACCCUGAAAACACUAUUCACUACGUUCUUCAAGGACAGAAGGAUAGAUAAGAAAAUGGAGUUCACAAUAGAUAAAAUUCUGUUUGCUGCUCUACCUACACCGACACCGGAGGGGUACCGUGCAGCGUACAUGAGACUACUGGAUACGGACCCUAAGAAUUUUAUGUUCGCCGACUCAGUACGAGUGUUCAUGAUGAUGUUCGAACUAUGGCAGCUCGAGGAAGGCACGUGGCCGGGGUUUAUUAUAUUAAUAGAUAUGGACCAGGCUGUUAUUGGACACUUGGCGAGACUGGAACUGAUGCAUAUACGAAUAGUGUUGUAUUUUUUGCAAGAAGCCAUGUUGGUGAAAUUGAAAAGCGUGCACUUCCUUAACGCACCAUCGUUUAUGGACAAACUCAUGAUGAUGCUGAAGCCCUUCAUGAGCAAGGCCCUGGCGGAUAUGGUGCACAUCCAUCAGGUCGGGUCUGACACGCUCUACAAGUACGUCCCGAAGAAGGCAAUGCCCAAGAACAUCGGAGGAGACUAUAAGGAUUAUGAGACCAUCAAAAAUGAGCUGCUCAUUCGCCUGAAAGCCAACCAGAAAUUCUUUGAUGAGGAAGCUCUACGGAGAGUCAAUCAGAGUCUACGGCCUAGUGGCAAAGCGACCACAGUUGAAGAUUUAUUCAGUAUACAGGGUAGCUUCAAGAAAUUAGAUAUAGAUUGAACUACUAUCUUAACAAUAUAUCAUCAUUACAUAGUAUACAACAAAGUCUAAAAGUUUUUUUUAAUAG
Messenger RNA from Achroia grisella, 979 nucleotides. Its product is annotated as alpha-tocopherol transfer protein-like. Bases 1 to 912 code for a protein of 303 amino acids. The record is from RefSeq and is a predicted model, not a curated record. Gene Ontology annotation, molecular function: phosphatidylinositol bisphosphate binding. Gene Ontology annotation, cellular component: membrane. The transcript has 6 exons. NCBI's taxonomy places the organism in Eukaryota, Metazoa, Arthropoda, Insecta, Lepidoptera, Pyralidae.